ACAUAAUCUAAUGGAAGAUCUUCGUGUGACUGGCUACAAUGCCCUUUUGACUCCUGCUUUCCUUCAGGAAGAACUUGCUCCUACCCCUGAGUCUCGCCAGACUGUCUCUGCUGCUCGCCAAGAGACCGCUGCUAUUCUGCGCGGCGAGGAUGAUCGUUUGGUGAUCAUUGUUGGUCCCUGCUCUAUUCACGACACUAAGGCUGCUAAGGAGUACUGCCAGCGUCUUUCAAAAGUCAGAGAGAACGUCAAGGGAGAGUUGCUCAUUAUUAUGCGCUCUUACUUUGAGAAGCCUCGCACCACUGUCGGCUGGAAGGGUUUGAUCAACGACCCUGAUAUCAACAACAGCUACAACAUCAACAAAGGUCUUCGUGUUGGCCGUGAAUUGUUAUGUGAGCUUACUAACUCUGGCAUGCCCGUUGCUGUGGAGUUGUUGGAUACCAUCUCUCCUCAAUACCUUGCCGACCUUAUGUCCUGGGGUGCCAUUGGUGCUCGUACCACCGAAUCUCAGCUCCAUCGUGAGUUGGCUUCUGGCGUUUCUUUCCCUGUCGGUUUCAAGAACGGUACCGACGGAAACGUGCGUGUAGCAAUUGAUGGUAUUGGAUCCGCAUCAGCUCCUCACCAUUUCCUCGGCGUCACUAAGAGCGGAACCGUCAGCAUCACCCACACAACCGGCAACCCCGACUGUCACGUAAUUCUUCGCGGUGGAAACGAUGGCCCCAACUUUGACAAAGAACACAUCCUUGCUGCUAAGCAGGCAAUGAUCAAGGCCGGUCUCCGUCCCAACAUCAUGGUUGACUGCUCCCACGGAAACUCCAACAAAGAUCACCGUAACCAGCCCAAGGUUGCCGACAACAUCUGCGAACAAAUUGCUUCUGGAGAAACUUCCGUUAUUGGUCUUAUGAUUGAGUCUCACAUUAAUGAAGGCAAGCAGAGUGUACCCGCUGAAGGCCCUCAAGCCCUCAAAUACGGUGUCUCAAUUACUGACGCAUGCAUUGAUUUUGAGACCACUGAACAAGUCCUCACAAACCUUGCUAAUGCUGUCAAGGCAAGACGCUCCCUUAAACAGUAAAACAAAAAACAAAAAACAAAAAACGAGCAAACGCUUUACCCUCCUCCCUCCAUCAUAUUUUCCUCCUUCGUUUUUUUUCUCUCUUCUUUUUAUAGAUGUUCUCUUUAGAUAUUUUCUUCAUCAUUAAUUUUUGCAUUUAUUUGUUUAAAUCUAUCCCAAUAUUCAUCACCUAAAAACAAACCAUUUCCAUCUAAAUAAAUCCAUUCGAUUUGUAUCAUUUUUUUUUUAAAAAAAAAA
Messenger RNA from Phycomyces blakesleeanus NRRL 1555(-), 1306 nucleotides. RefSeq lists its product as hypothetical. The record is from RefSeq and is a predicted model, not a curated record. The transcript has 3 exons. Bases 11 to 1069 code for a protein of 352 amino acids. Gene Ontology annotation, cellular component: cytoplasm. Gene Ontology annotation, biological process: aromatic amino acid biosynthetic process. Gene Ontology annotation, molecular function: 3-deoxy-7-phosphoheptulonate synthase activity. Lineage: Eukaryota; Fungi; Mucoromycota; Mucoromycetes; Mucorales; Phycomycetaceae.